Uranotaenia lowii is the source of this 5788-nucleotide messenger RNA. RefSeq lists its product as uncharacterized. Gene Ontology annotation, molecular function: protein tyrosine phosphatase activity. NCBI's taxonomy places the organism in Eukaryota, Metazoa, Arthropoda, Insecta, Diptera, Culicidae. Bases 250 to 5523 code for a protein of 1757 amino acids. Gene Ontology annotation, biological process: protein dephosphorylation. The record is from RefSeq and is a predicted model, not a curated record. The transcript has 4 exons.
CUGACUUGAAAGAAGUUUACCAUUCGCUACAAACCCGUGAAAAAAUAUAAUUUCCACUAUCUAGAGUGAAAAUUUUUGGAGAAAAUUGGUGCAAACUUCGAAACGGUCGAGUAAGUUAAUCAGAUUCGGACGAAUUCGUAGUAAACGUGAGCUUCGUAAUGCUUUAGAGGACUUCUUUUUCUACCAUUUCGCAUCUGCGACCUUGCUGAACAUAAUGACUCGCAAUUGGUGCGUUUUUACGGUUCAAUAAUGGAAUCUGCCGAUGUAUCUGACAACAAAGUAUUCUCUCCGUCUUCUUUAGCUACAUCAAAUCGAUUGCAAAAAGAAUUGUCUAGGUUAACGAUUCCCAUUUUUAAACGUUCAGACGAUUUUAAGGAAUUACCCAACGAUGUAAGUGAACGUGAACCAGCGUCCCCUUUUUUGGAAAAAGAUCAGUACGAUCAUCGAUUGCAGCAACAUACCCACCAAUCUACAUUUUAUUUUCAUAAUACGCCAGUUGGGGACGACAUAUCUCUGGAAAGAGUUAACUUCAAUCUUGCUUGGAGUGAACUUGUUUUGCCGGUGUUUGUUUGCACUGUUGUAGUUAUAGGAAUUCUUACUGUUGGAGCAUUGCUUUUUUUGUGGUUCAAAAACUUAGUUUCUGAGUCCAGAAAAACUACAUUAAUAUCUCCUAUAAAAAUAGAAAAAGGAAAAAAAUCUUUCAGAAUGAGUGAAUAUGAAGCACAACCGGAAGAUGAGACCGUUGCAAAUAACAGCCCUUCUGUGCAAGCAGAGGAUAUAAAUCAAGCAGAAGAAACAGGCGAAAGUCGAGAAAUUUUGCCAAAUGAACUAACACCUAAAGAUUGUACCAGUCCUACACUUGAUCGGAAAAUCCAUAAAACGAAUACAUCUGAUAACUUAUCAGUAGCGUACAGUCAACACAGUCUCAGGCGUGCUCAGGCAAAAACGUCUUUAAAUAAUGUUUCAAUCAUAAAUACAUCACCAAAUGCAUUUUCUUCUCCUUCGCCAACAAUCAAAUCUGCAGGCAAAAAAUUUAGUUUUAACCAAACAAGCUUUUAUGAACAACAGCAACAGCUAUUGCAGUUUAAAGGUUCAUUCAGUGGUAACGCUGAAGAUAACGAAGAGAGUGCAGUGGAAUGUCCAAUUUCCAAAAUAUCCGUACUAAAGGGAGAUGUAUGCUGCGUACAGCCACCGCAACGUCUUUCGGAAUCUCCUCUGUUUGAUACUGGUCGCGUACCGGGAUCUUCAUCAAAAAUUCAUUUUGAAUCGCAUGGGGUGAAACCAAAAUCUGUUAGUGAGAGCCUAUCAGACGAUAAAGAAAAUAUGAUGAAAUGCUCACCAAUGGACCACGUUCCAUCACGAGGUGUUAAAACUUUACGCGGUUCACAUCCAUUCACCGGUGUUGAAUCCUCGGAUAUCCAGAUGCUUUCAAGUAGGAAAGUUCUCACACAAUCGCCUAUAUUUUUUGGAAGCGACCAAAAUUCGCCGAACUAUUACGACUCAUCAUCGUCUCCAACUUUAAUACCAUCACUAACGCCAUCAUCUGUAUCGUCCGCAACAACGACUUAUACUACUCCAAACGCUGCUAUGAACAGCUGUAGUAGUUCAAGUAGUCUCAAUAGAUUUACAUUUUCGCCAAAAAUCGUUAAUGAACUAAGUCAAACUGAAUCUCCUCAAGUGACUGCAAAUCAUCCAUCCAGUGCGAAUGGAAAAUUCGGCAAUUCAUACUUUCGUUUUCCGGAUGUAGAUUCGUUCACUCCACCUACCAGUGCUCAAACAGCAAUUUUAAACAACAAAGGAACAGUUUUUAAAAUACCAUCUCUUGUUACCUCCUGGAUACCGUCUCUGGAUACACCUUCUAGUGAGCCAACAGCUCCUCAAAAAUCUACAGACUCUCAUGCUGAUGGUAUGGAGAGAUUAAAAGAACCAGAAGAAGAAACGAUGGCAACUGAUCAACUUGAUGGAAUAGAGUCCAAUGAGUGUAACACUAGAUCUCGUGAAAGCGCAAAAGUGCUUAUACCUGAUAGCAUUACUUCAACAUCUCGAGCUACAAGGCGAGUUCGUCUCAAAUCGAUUUCUUUGGAUUCUGAAGGGGCUCGUCUUGUUGAAGAGAAUCUCACAACAAGUAUUCCAGUAGAAGAACUUGUUGAAAUUGCCGCUAAUCAACCUCAUCAUUCAGUUUCCGAUAACCAAUUUCAAUCAACAAUGCAGUCAGAAAUAAUGGACUCUAUUGAUGGAAACAGCUGUAGAAAACAACGUAAUAUUUUUAAUCUUACUUUGAAUCUUAAUGAUAAGGAUGAAUCUUUGACGGUUGAUGAUGAUUAUAAGUUCAACGAGUUUUAUUUCGAAUACUACGAUUAUGAUGAUGAUGAAGAUGAGGAAUAUGACCUGGAAUGUGGAAGCGUGGCCAGUCGAAAAAGUCAACAUUCACAAAUUCAAACACCGAGAACACCGACAAUCACACAAACCCGUAAAAAAGCAAGUUCUCUAGAUUCGGAUCAAUCGCUAAACUAUUUACUACCGCAACCAGUAAGGACUCAUAGUGCAAUGGAAAAGGUAGAACACCGUACAAAUACGAGAAAUGUAGUACAUCAUUCUACAUCGCUUAAUACUCAUACAUCUUCGUUGUCUGUACCUACUACCCCAAAACGUCAACCGUAUCGACUGCAACAGCAACAGCAGCACAGCAAAUACAAGCCAAAUCGGUAUAUGGGCGAAAAUGCAACCACUAGUAACAAUAGUCCUGCUUCAGAGCGCCAUUUACUUUGUGGAUUUCAGCAAAGGCUUGGUAGUUUCGAGGAAAACACAGAUAGCUCUAAUACAAAUAUGGAUGACCACAAAUAUAUUGGAGGUAGCAAAGGUAAUCUUUCAAAUUUGACUCUGGUGAAAGAUCACACUUUAAGUAAGUCAAAUGCAAAUCUUAAAACCUUACCUGAAAUAACGCCAGUGUGUGAAUUUACCGAACCAAAUAAUGAACAACUAAUAGUUGAGAAACCACCAACUCAAACUCUCAAUAAAAGCCGAUCUAGCAUAUUACAGAGGAGGGGAUCAAACCAUAGCUUAGUGUUGAACCUGGAAGCUGCUUCAGGAGAUAGCGGUUUGACAAAAGGUUUGUCCGCCUCAAAUUACAGCCUGAGCAACUACAAAGGAUCGCACUUAAGCUUAGCUGGGUCGUCUUAUAACUUGCAACAACAUCAAACACACCACCAAGGACCCAAUAAACCAUCGGGUCAAACAGUUCAAAUAAAGAAGAAUCUGUUGCAACGUCGUGGAUCAAACACUAGCUUAAUCCUGAACCUACAGGGCUCCAGUAACAGCUUAAACCGUUACAACAGUCAUAAUUCUUUAAAUAUGCACAAUCAACAGAAUGUUCGUCCAGCUAAGAAAGGGUUACUUGAACGGCGAAAUUCCAACACAAGUUUAACAUUGAUCAAUGUUCAAAACAGGGCAUUAUCAGUAUCGAACUGUAAUCUCCCGGGAUCGAUUUGUAGUCUCAACAGUAUGGCCACUUACCAAACACAGAACGACGGUCUAAUGUUAGAGGAAGACGAACAUCAGUUGGCUUCAAAUAAUGGCCAAACAAAAUGCCGUGAACAUUCUGCGACGUGUACUGGAAAUGAACCACAUCUUUCACCAAAUUGUCAGCAGCACGGCGGGCGCCGCAAAUUCCUAAGUUCAGAUAGUCUGCAUAACAUUACAAAUACCCGUGCCAGUUGUUGCUGCAAGCAGAAAGAAACCGACAUAAACAACACGAAUAUGUGCUAUCAUCAGACACAAAUCAACAGCCAUAGUGAUUCCAUGGAAGAUUAUAAACAAAACGAGACUUCACGAUCGAAUGAGUGUUCCUGUGUGUCUAAUAUGAACGGCAAAGGAUCCGAAAAACGAGGAAUAGCCGCAAACGAUAUGUUCAAAUACAAAACAACAGUUACAUCAACAGCAUCCACGAACAAUCUUACUCAAUUCACAUGUUGCGAUUGCUGUUGUUGUAAUUGUGCUGAUGCGUUGGCCGGUGGUGUCAAUACUAUGAGCAUUAGUAACACAAAUGUUCGGAAAAUCACUACUAAGCCACUAAGCCCGCAAACUACUAGUGAAGACUUCAAAAUUUAUUUGGCCAACAUACAAUUUCUACAAAACGCUUCUAACAUGCUUUCUGCAACGUACAUGAAAAAUCUUCAUGCUAUAUUCAAAAAAAGCUAUGGAUGUUACGACAAAAACAAAGACGAUAAUGUUUUACCAGGAGCGAACAACGAUGUCAAGUUGACAAAUUUGUCGAUAAUUCCGAAUAUUCCGAAUACGGCCGACGGAACAGAAGCAUGUGCUGCUGGUAAACGAUCCGAAAAUGAAGAGCUCAUUUCUGAGGAAAUGCAAAAACAAAUGACACUUAAGAUUCAUCAAGAAUUUUGGGAUUUACCAUCAAACUACCAAGAAAAGCCAUUGGUUUUUGGUUCACAAUCAAAAAAUCGUUAUAAAACCAUUCUUCCAAAUGAACAUUCAAGAGUCAUUUUGGAAAUAGAACCUGGAAUGUCCGCCGAACCCUACAUUAACGCAAAUUAUAUAAAGGGACCGGAUUAUACCAAUAAUAGCUACAUCGCUACGCAGGGCCCCAUGGUUAAUACCAUAUACGAGUUUUGGCUAAUGGUACAUCAAAACGUCAUGAAAUCAACUGCGCACAACAUUAGCAAACUUUGUUCGGUAGAACAAAAGAUUAUUAUGCUAACGGAUUUCGUGGAAAAUAACCGACAAAAAUGUUCCGUAUAUUUUCCUCUAGAAAUCAACGAAUCUGUCGUAUUUAGUAACUUAGCGAAUAUAAGUGUAGAUACAGUAUUAUCAGCCACCGAAUCAAUCCUUACUGAACUGAAAGACAAUUCAGAAACAAAAAUAUGCAAGGCAGCAGAUCCAAGCAUUAAUUUUAAUUACUUCCUCAUUACUAACGUUGCAAUAUGCCGCAAAAACGGUUAUACAAUGCGUGAAUUAUUUGUUGUGCAUUCGUACCAGAAUCCCGUAGAACAGCAGGAAAUUCGAGUCGCUUACACAGUACAUCACUAUUGGUUCCCAGACUGGCCAGAUCAUCGUUCUCCAGAAGAUAUCGACGUAUUGUUGGAUAUGAGUUUAGACAUCUUAGAUAACAAUUGUAUGAAGGACUUCAGUAAAGAGCCGACCAAUGAAAGAAUACGUUCCCUUCCUAUCAUACACUGUUCAGCAGGAAUAGGUAGAACAGGAUGUUUAUUAGCUAUACUAAAUGGGUUGAGUCAGAUUCGAUCAUCGUUGAAUCCCAAUAAAUCUCCCUGUGUAGUCAAAGGUACAGAAGCUUCUGGAGACAAAACAAAGUUCCCUUUGGUGCCAACAGAAAAUCAAACUCUUUUAUCCCAGUCAACUAUCAAUGAACAGGCGAGUGUAGAUGUACUUGGUAUUGUUUGUAAUUUAAGGCUUCAACGCGGAGGAAUGGUGCAGAACUCAGAACAAUACGAACUUAUACAUAGGGCUUUAUGUUUGUACAUGCAAAAGCAUAAUCUUCAAAAGUAAUUGUACUUUGCUGGAGAUAUUUAUUAGAUACGAAGAUGACUCAUAUUGUUAUUAUAUACACAAUGACAACUCACCAAAGAAUUUUAUGAUUCCUAAGUUUAGAACAGUAAGAGUAUAUUUUCAUAUUUUUUGCCGGAGUACUACAAAUACCAACUUUUAAAUUCUGAUAGCAAAAUUUGUAAUACUCUUCGAGGUAUAAAAAUUUCAAAAUAUGUGGAGUUGAUUGAUACACAUUUGUUGUAAAAUAAACAGUAUUGGAUAUAAA